AUGCAUGGUGGUAGAGUCCGCUCGUUUGCCCAUGUGCGCGGCAACUGGGCAACGUAUAUCUUUGUACCAGUCACUGUCGAUAAGCAUCUUGGCAACCUAGUGAGAAAGCUAGUAAAGGCUGCAAGAGAGUUCACCGGAAGUGACUGGCAGUGUGUAGACGAUUUUCACAUCAGUGUUUCUCGGACAGUGGUAUUGGCUCAUCAUUGCAUUGAGCCUUUCACAGAUUCAAUCAAGACGCAAUUGGAAUUUGUUAAAAGCUUUAUUAUAACGUUUGAAGGUGUAGAGCUGUACACAAAUGAUGAGAAGACACGGUCAUUUCUAGGGUUGAAAGUUGGAUUUGGGCAUAGCGAUCUGUGUAAUAUUAUCGCACACACCGAUGCCGUCAUGCAGGACUUCCAUUUGACGAAAUUCUAUCUGCAACCUUCAUUUCACAUGAGUGUUGGAUGGUGCGUUGGAGACUUGACAGAAAGCGUCGCUGCCGAGACCAUCACAUGCUUUAAUAAACUGAUGCUGGGACAGCAGAGAGAUCAUGGUGACAGCUUCACGAUGCUUGUGUCAGAGUUCAGGUGUAAAACAGGGAAUAGGGUCUACGUGUACCCACUCGAUGACAGCUGA
This is a messenger RNA of Priapulus caudatus, 615 nucleotides long. Its product is annotated as U6 snRNA phosphodiesterase-like. Gene Ontology annotation, cellular component: nucleus. Gene Ontology annotation, molecular function: 3'-5'-RNA exonuclease activity. Lineage: Eukaryota; Metazoa; Priapulida; Priapulimorpha; Priapulimorphida; Priapulidae. Gene Ontology annotation, biological process: U6 snRNA 3'-end processing. The transcript has 5 exons. The record is from RefSeq and is a predicted model, not a curated record. The coding region runs from base 1 to 615 and encodes 204 amino acids.